This is a messenger RNA of Penicillium salamii, 711 nucleotides long. NCBI's taxonomy places the organism in Eukaryota, Fungi, Ascomycota, Eurotiomycetes, Eurotiales, Aspergillaceae. The record is from the annotation of a GenBank genome assembly.
AUGGCUGGCCUACGCACCAAAUCGGUCAUGGGCGCCCCCUUCUCUUUGACCGCCGCCUUCCGAAGCCUUUCUAUCGCGGCACCUAAGCGCUCCUUCUCUACCACCCCGGCAACCUUCUCCACGACCCCGGCAGACUCGUCCAAGACUCCGACAAUCAAAUCUGCUUCCAAACAAGUUCCAAGACUCCCUUCAACGGCCCCAGUCUACCCUUACGGAGAAAGCCAAUGGUACAAGCAGCAGGACAGCGGUCUUUACGGAGGCGCCACAAUCCAAUUCGGUAACAAGAUCUCCAAAGGUCGCAACGAAGGCAAGACACGACGAAGCUGGAAGCCCAAUGUGCGCCGAAAGAAGAUUGAGAGCGAGGCUCUUGGCCAAGAAUUGUUUAUCAAGGUCACUCGCCGUGCAUUGCGUUCAAUCAACAACGCUGGUGGUCUCGACAAAUACCUGACGUCUGAUCGCCCGACUCGCAUCAAGGAAUUGGGCCCAUUCGGCUGGAACCUUCGAUACCAAGUCAUGAAUUCACCAACAUACCAAGCUGCGUAUGCGAAGCAACGCGCCCAACUUGGUGUCCCCAAGCCUUUGACCAUGGAUCAAUACAUGGCGAGCAAGAAGCAGGAAUUGGAGCAGAAGAUUCAGGACAUCGACAUCGACGCAUUGACCAAGCCUCGCCGCACGAAGCCGCAGGGUAAGAGAUAUGCUACCAUGAACUAG